Messenger RNA from Sus scrofa (pig), 1582 nucleotides. Lineage: Eukaryota; Metazoa; Chordata; Mammalia; Artiodactyla; Suidae. The record is from RefSeq and is a predicted model, not a curated record.
AUGGGAGGAGAUUCCUCUGAAAAGACCCCUUUCUGGACAAUAACCCCCAGGUUGAAGCGGGAACCGCGGGUAGAGCCCCCGCGGCCCUUCGCCUACCCCUUCCUCUCCCUCCAGCCCCGCAAAGUUGCGGCUGGGCUAGGGAGCGGGAAGAGGUGGGGGCGGGGACGCGAGCGCGGCCUGAACUCGAAGUCCAUAAAUCACCGAGACGUAAACUCCGCCAUUCAGCGCCGGGAGCGGCCGGUUGUGGCCCUGCUUACCUUAACUUGCGACGAGCGCCGCAAGCGCGGGCUCGGGCUGGGGCUCGGGCUCCGGCCCCCGGCCCGGCUCGGCGGCCCGGCCGGGUCCCCUCGGCGCGGGAUGGGCACCGACCCUCAGCAUCAGCCGAGGCGGCGGGCGGGAGGGAGACCCCGAGGCCCGGACGCUGCGGCGCAGAGCGUGGCCGCCUCGCUGCUCCGGCAAGGCUCGCCCUGGGCGGACUGGGGCGGCUCGGACCCCCCCCUCCCACCCACCCCACCCACCCUCCCCUCCCCCACACCCCCGCCCCCUGCCCUUCCCGAGGGCAGCAGCCGCGGCCCGGAGAUAAGCGCUAGCGCGGCGCGGGGCUCUGCCUGGGCUAGUGGCACCGACUUGGGAAAAGAAAACGCCGAGACACAGAAAACCCCGCGCUUUUCCCGUAGGAGGAUCGGCGGCGGAUCAGCCCGGCUAGAGAAACCCAGGAGCCCAGCUGCCUGCGACGGUCUGCACCUUCGACACACAGCAGCUUCCCUCGUGCCCGAGGAAGACAAGACGGUAGGAGAAACUGCAAGGCGGCGAGACGAGUUUCCUGGGCGGAGAGCGGGGACCCACCACUACCGCCGACCUCACAGUCUCCGCCGGCGCCGCAAACCGUCCGCCCGGAGAGCGGCCCACGCGGCGGCCGCCGCGCCCGUGGCCUCCGCCGGCUUCAGCGGCUCGCUGUGCCCGGGGCUUGCGGGCUGAACCGAACGCACCCUUUGGACGCCCCUCGCCGCCCAGGCCGCCACACAUCUUCGCUCUCCGCAACCGCCGCUUUCCACGCGCGGGCUUUGGGGCCGACGCUUUGUCCGCCCGCCGGCGGCGCCACCCCCGCGGGGCGCGCAGCGGGGGAACCUGCUCCCAAACUCGGCCGAAGUCAAUAUUUAACCUGCGAGGGGCGAGGGGCUGCGGCCGCCGGGGAAGUAAAGUCCUUCCUCAAGGCCCGGCGCGAAGCCCGGCGCAGAGCAGAGUUUGGGCGCAGCGCUUACCUCGGAAGAUGCCGAAGGCGGAAGCAGAGCGUGUCUCCCGCUCCGGGCGCUCAGGGAGCCGCCGCGUCCCGUGUCCCCGCGCUCUGCGGACAGACAAACAGCACAGGGUGAACGGUGGCUGCGCAGGAAGGGAGCUGGAAGCCCGGAAUCGCAGGCACAGGCGGCGCGGGCGCCAGGGUGGCCCCUGGGGUGACACGGACACGGAGGAGUCGCCAGGGCACUCGUCCGUGCGGCGCCCUCAUUGCUCGAAAGGUUCCAGUCUACAAAUGGCCUGAAGAUGGUGAUUUAUUUUUGUAAAAUAAAUACAUACUCCAUCUCCG